Molecule: messenger RNA, 1823 nt
Organism: Chelonia mydas (Green sea turtle)
Lineage: Eukaryota; Metazoa; Chordata; Testudines; Cheloniidae
Gene: C2H8orf89
Product: chromosome 2 C8orf89 homolog
Exons: 8
Coding region: 201-1040 (279 amino acids)
Source: RefSeq, a predicted model, not a curated record
CCCCCCGUUGCCCGGUAACCGGCUGGGCCGCUCUCCGGGCUCGCAGCGGCGGGGGAGGGGGCGCCUGCUGGUUUGGUGCCGCAGGGCGCCGCCUCGGUGACUCUGUAGCGGGGCGGGGAUGCUGCUGCCGGGGCUCCUCUUUCUCCUGCUGCAGCCGCCGGGCACCUCCCCGCCCCCUCCCGCCGCAGCCCAGCGGCACCAUGAGCAGGAACCAGCCGCGCUGGGGGCAUCGGGAAUCAUAUGUAAAAGAAAUUAAAUACCCAGAGUCAUCAUUCCUCUCUGAAUGCAGAUCACUUUCAUCUCAGGCAUCAAAAGAACAAAAAAUGCCAAGUCUAACAUCUGACCACAAAUAUCUGAAUAAUGAAGCCUCAGGAAGAUCAUUAGGAUGUUUUCCCUUUGAAAGGAGCUGGAGGAGCGCAUUGUUAAAGACAGAAAGGAUAAAAAAAGCAGAAUACUCUUCAACCUUUGGCUUGAGAGACUGCGAGGAGAGUACUGCAAUACCAAACCUUACUCAGGGAGUCCAGAGCUAUCAAGAAAGCCUAUCUCCUAUUCUGCAGAUGAAAAAAGGAUUUGCAUAUGGUGCUGCUAAACCAUUUCCAACUGGCUUUUAUAGUAAAGAUGAUAAUGAGCAUAUCUGUGUGCCAACUUCAUACCUACUUCCACAGACCUCAUCACAGUACUUAGGAUACGAGUUUUGCAAAAAAAGGGGAGACAUACCUGUGAUGGAUCUGCAGAAGAGAGGACUAGAUUCUUGGAACCCAAGUCCACUGAAGAUGCCAGCCAUUCAUGAUGGAGCUGGAGACAUAGGAGCUUUGAGCUAUAUUAAUUCCAAGACUUUUCACUGUGACAUCCAUAGAUCCAAGAAGAAUAACCACGUUUCCAACAUAUGUUCACUUCCAGUGGGACCCAGAUACAAGUUUGGUUUGGCCGAUCACGGCUCCCACUGGCCGCUCCAGGCCAAGGCGGGCUGCGGGAAGGGCGGCCAGCACAUCCCUCGGCCCACUGCUCUAAACAGUAUGAUGAGCUCAGAGAAAAGAUGACUUGAAUGAACCCACUGACUGCCGAUGUCACUAUAUUUGAGGAAGAAAAUAACUACCAACAAGUACGUGAAACAUCUGUGUUGUGACUUUUUCAUUAGAAGAUAUCUCUGGAAAGUGCUACUUCUAAACUCACUUGACCACAUUAGCCACUUAAACUUUGUUAUGCUGAAAUAUCGAUCUAGCAAGUACUGGUUUUAGGUUAGUUUGGUUCCAAACUACAAUUGUAUUUAUGCCGCUUGGAAGGGUUAGUAGGUAGCAAAUUAAUCUGUCAGCAGUAUCCUGUGUAAUAGUUUAAUAUUUGUAAUACUGAAAUAAAAAUGUCUCCAGAUGAAAUGCGUACCUCUAUUAUUAAAAGCCCCUUAUGUAAAAAUAUUUCUACAUGUGGUGGUAGAUGAGUUAAAAAGCAAUGUGAAAAGAAGUAACAGAAGAUAAAAUGAAUAAUAGUGGGACUGAAAACCAGACAGAUAUCAGUUUUUUUCAUAAUUUGCCAAAAAUAUUAUAGUUAAAAAUGUCAGUAUCAUACAUAUGUUUGGCUUGUCCACUGCCCCUUUCAAUGUGGAUUUGACUGAUGUUCACCAUUUAAAAAUACAUAUACUGUCAAGACUUGUUUUCUAGAAGCUAACAUCCCCAUGUUGAGGUUUUAAUUUGAAAGUGGAAUGCCAAACUUUAGGGUUAGACAAGUGACUCAUUAAACACAAACCAACCUCUCAAGUAACUCUGCUGAAGACAUAUUUCUUAUUAAAGGUGCUUAAGACCUACCUGAUUUAGUACGGUAGAAUCAGU